AUGGCUGCUGCGUUCCUGUCGGUGUUGGCUGUGGUGCUGCUCGUAUCUGAAGUUGGGGCACAGGAAGCAGGCGAUAGCGAGGUGGCCUUGCUGUGCAAUCCGUCCUGCAAGAACGGAGGCCUCUGCAAGCAGGAGGACAACGGCACCUUUGCCUGCCAGUGUCCCGAAGGGUUCAUGGACAAAGACUGUUCAAAUAGCUUCCUGGACGUGAUCUGCGGUGCGACCAAGGUGAACGCGAUGCUCCGCCAGGAGUUCCUGGAGCAGCACCACGUCCCGGCCACGUCCGUGGUGCUGGGUGGCUUGACCGACGAGGGCCAGAACAACUCUUGUGUGGGGACCCUCCGUGAGGUCCAAUCGUCGGCCAGGGGCUAUUACAGCAUGUCGGAGACGCACGGCCGCCGCAACUGUGGAGCUGCAAUGGAGUCCAACGCCACCCAUCUGAUCCUCCACUACGAGGUCGUGGUGGGCAAUCGUACGUCGGUCAUCGAGCGGACCUACUUCGUGAUCAAGUUUUCGUGCGUGUACCCUCGUGAGGAGCGCGCCAAAGCGGACAUCCCGAUGGAGAGCCGGCUCUUGACGUUCGCCAUCCCGGAGAUGCAGGGCGUGCUCCAGGUCCUCAUGGCGCUUUACAAGUCCGACCGCUUCACGGCGGACCAGCAGCUGGUGGGCUCGCCCAUGCUGACGGCGUUCCAGCGCGUCUACGUGCGCGUCCACCUCGCCAUGUCUCGCGACCACAGCCCCGUCAACGUCAGUGGCUACUUUGGCCUCCUCGCGGUCAACUGCUGGUCGACUCCGAGCAACAACGAGUCGGACCACCUCACCCACAAGAUCAUCAACGAUGGGUGUCUCGCGGACCAGACUGCCUACUUCCACCGAGGCAACGGGAAUGACACCUCCGUGGAUUUCAGCUUCCAGAUGUUCAAGUUCAUCGGCAUGGAGUACUCUUACAUCUACAUACAUUGUGCCGUGCGCGUCUGCUACACCAGCAACCGCAUGGCGUGUGUGCCGGGAUGUCAAGGUGGCAGGGUCAAGCGACACUCAAAGACUGACCUCUUCGAGGGCGUGCUGUCCAUUGGACCCAUGAAAAUCGUGGACGAGAAUGAGGACUUGCUGCGCACCUCCAUAAACGGUCUUCCCAUGCCCGUCGUGAUCCCGGUGUUCGUCAUCACCGCUAUCGGUGGCGCGCUCGCGGCCCUCUGCUGCUUCACCCUUUCCCGGCACGGCUGGGGGCUCGGGUCGAGCGAGGACAAGGAGGUGGAGGGGGCGGUGAUGCCACCGGCACCCUGCCACGAGGUCCCAAGCAGCGACCCGGUCAUUGCCGUCUCGCCGGAUCAGCGCUGCUGCACCGCAGGGCUGCUGCCCGAAGUCUUAAAAGGCAGUCGCCGCACGUGUGUGAUCUCGUGAUCCGAUGCACGUGGUUUUUCCACCCGAGGUGUGCUUUUUUGAAGUUGUGCUCGAGCUACAUGACGCUUUUUUUCUUUUUGGUUGUACUGUGUGGUGAUUGGCACGAUGUUCGUGGCGCUCCCACGUGCUGGGGGGGGUAAACAAACUCUCGGCAACCGAUUUCUAAAACCCCAGCAGGGCACGUGGACGCGACGCCACCGGACCUGUGCAGAGCACUGCUCGCGUUUUACAAUCUGAGAAAUAUCGCCGUUAUUAUGCACGGUGCAAUUUUUGAAAAGAUGCCUUGUGUAACUUUUGUACCUUGUUUAAAUAUUUACACGCAGGCGCAUUAUUUAGACAGAUCCUGCCAUGCGUGUACAGUGGCCUGAAACUGUUUGCCUAGGUAACAUUUAACUUGAUAUUUAACUUGUUAUCUUGGUACACUAAGGUGCGGGGGGGGGGGGGUGCCAGCCUGCCCUGUGCGUACUCCUGCUGAGUGGGGAUGCCGAGCCUGUAGAAUGGUUUAUGUAUAAUGGGGCAAUGACUUUGGACAAAGCCAGACCUUCGUGGAGUCGGUGAAAUAUACUUUGGUGGGGGGACGGUUUUUGAUACCGAGACUCUCGAAUUCAUAGGCGUGCCUUAUGAAUGUGUAACUCGGGUCGCGCUAUCGACGCAUUACCACGUGUUUUUUGAAAGCCAGCUCGCUCCCUCCACCCCCCACCACUUUUUGAGCCAUGGUUUAAACGGGGAGGAGUCUUUCGUGGGGGGGGGGGGGGAGGAAAUGUACAAAAAUGCCACGCACUUGACCCUCAAUGAUAUUUCAAGUGUUUCACCCCUGAAACAAAUAAAACGGCACCUCGCAAUGACGACGCUGUGGUUGUGUGGUUGUCGGUUCUCGCUGGCGUUGUGCAAACUCGUGCGCGCGCGCACACAAGUACGCCUGCACAAUGAGUCCCUUACAUUAGUAGCGUGUGCAGUGAAACCUUCAUGGAUGUUCCGAGACGGGAAGGUAAAAGGUGUUUGAAAGUUCUUCUGGCUCCAUGCCAAUAUGCUGCGAGGUGGAGGCGAUGUA
This is a messenger RNA of Lethenteron reissneri (Far Eastern brook lamprey), 2455 nucleotides long. RefSeq names its product uromodulin-like. The record is from RefSeq and is a predicted model, not a curated record. NCBI's taxonomy places the organism in Eukaryota, Metazoa, Chordata, Hyperoartia, Petromyzontiformes, Petromyzontidae.